Molecule: messenger RNA, 816 nt
Organism: Monoraphidium neglectum
Lineage: Eukaryota; Viridiplantae; Chlorophyta; Chlorophyceae; Sphaeropleales; Selenastraceae
Exons: 4
Coding region: 1-816 (271 amino acids)
Source: RefSeq, a predicted model, not a curated record
AUGCGAUCCAGCAGCAGUCACGUUAGUAGUGCUGGAUGGUCUCAAUAUACGUCCGUGUUGAAGCUGUGUCAGUGCCGGUCAAGGCCGUGCCGCACCAAUGCCACACCAGCCGCAGCGCACGAUGAGCGGGAGCAGUCCUCGCGAAACCAGCGGUGCCCUGAGGCACCGCCUCAGCAGCAGCUUAUGCUGACGUCGCCAGAUGUGCCGCAAUAUGUAGCGCAGCACGAGGCGCUGCAGCGGUGGCUGGGGGGCUCCUUCGACGAUUGGGAGGUGCUCGAGAUGCGGGGGGGCGUCAUCAAUGCCUGCUGGCAGGUCAACAGGCUGAAACGUGGCGGCGGCGGCGGGGACGCCGGCGCCGGCCGCUCGCUGAUCGUGAAGCAGGCGCUACCGUACGUCCGGGCAGAGCGCAUGCGCGUGGAGGCCGAGGCCAUGGCCUGGAUGGGGCGCGUCUGCCCCUCGGCGGUGCCCCAGCUGCUGCUGUACGACCCGAUCCACCACGUCCUGGCGAUGCCGCUGGUGGCGCCGCCGCACCGACCGCUGGUGGAGGCCGUGCGGGACGGCGAGGUGUUCCCGGACCUGGCGCCGCAGCUGGCAGCGCUGCUUUCCUCCAUGUUCAGCGCGUCGUCUGCGGAUGUGAUGGGGGCCGAGGCCCACGCGGCCGCGGUCGCAGGCUACGCCAACUCAGACAUUGUGGCGGCUAAUGAGCAGGUCGUGCUUAUCGGCCCAUUUGAGCCCAGCGAUCCCUCCAACUCCUGGCUGCCAGAGCUUGACAAUGCAGUGGCCGCGCUGUGGUGGGCUGGCGCCCCGCUGGGUUGA